AUGCCUAGGUAUGCGAAGUUUAUAAAGGAUUUGGUAACUAAAAAAUGGGCCUUGAGUUUUGAAGAUGAUGAUAAGUUGCAACAUUAUAGUGUUAUUGCUAUAAGGUCCCUUGUGAAGAAGAAGGAUGAUCCUGGGGCUUUCACUAUUCUUUGUACCAUUGGGUUGCUACAUUUUGCAAAGGCUUUGUGUGAUUUGGGUGCUAGUAUCAAUCUGAUGCCAUUGGCUAUUUACAAGAAGUUGGGUUUUGGGGAUCCAAAACUGAACGCGAUGCGACUGCUUAUGGCCGAUAGAACUAUAAAGAACCCCAUUGGUGUGCUCCAAGAUGUACUAGUGAAAAUGGAGUCUUUUAUCUUUUUGACGGAUUUUGUGACACUGGAUUGUGAUGUUAAUUUUGAGGUUCCCAUUAUCCUUGGAAGACCAUUCCUAGCCCCUUGGCGUGCCUUGGUUGAUAUGGAGAAAGAGCAGAUGAAGUUUCGAUUGAACAAUGAAGAGGCAACAUUAAACAUCUCUAGAUCUAUGAAGCAGAGUUGUGAGCUCAAAUCGGUAUCUAUGGUGACACAUAUUGUAGAGAGUGGUUCUAAGGUGUCUAUUGAAGAGAGGUUGGGUGUUGAUACACUAGCAACGGUAAUGAUGAACUUCGAUAGUGAUGGUAUUGAAGACUAUGAUGAAUUAGUCGCCGCACUUGAUAUGUUUGAAUUACGUUCAAAACCAAAACGAUUGGAGCUAGACAUAAAAAAUCGCGACUCUCCACCUGCUAGACCGUCUGUUGAGGAGGCACCGAAAUUGGAGCUUAAGUGUGGGAUUAUUGUGGUACCUAAUGAGAGAAAGGAGUUUGUUCUGAUGCAGCCCGUGAUUGGAUAG
Solanum tuberosum (potato) is the source of this 861-nucleotide messenger RNA. RefSeq lists its product as uncharacterized. The transcript is spliced from 2 exons. Lineage: Eukaryota; Viridiplantae; Streptophyta; Magnoliopsida; Solanales; Solanaceae. The record is from RefSeq and is a predicted model, not a curated record. The coding region runs from base 1 to 861 and encodes 286 amino acids.